AUGAGUGCCACAAGACUUGACCGAUUGGUCAUUCUUCUGGACACUGGUAGCACUCAACUUAUCCGUAACACAGCUGCUCAGCAGCUUGCCGAUGUGCAAAAGAAUCAUCCGGACGAACUGUUCAACCUACUGACCAGAAUUGUUCCCUUUCUUCGCUCAUCUUCCUGGGAUACGAGAACAGCAGCCGCAAAGGCGUUGGGCGGUAUUGUCGAGCAUGCACAAAAGUUCGAUCCUAACGAAGAUGUCAAGAACGAGAAUGGCGACGUCAAGGAAGAGCAUGGUUCUUUGACACCUUUGACCUCCGAAGAUCAAUUACAGCUCGCAACUCUGGACGUCGAGGCCAUCCUUACCAACGGAAAGGAGCUGCUCGGUAGCGCUGGACGUCAAUAUGACUUCAAACUGGCUGGCAUGGAUCCCGCUCAGAGGCUCGCCCAUCAGAAGAAAACUCUUACCAACCGCCUUGGACUUGGCGGAGAAUACAUGGAGGACGAACUCGUCACAGAAACAGACAUUGCUGUGCGUACCAACUUUCCGCCACCAGCUAUGCCAAAUGCGGACUCCUCCCUUUCCAGGGCCAACAGCGUAACAGAAUCUGCCGUGGUCUCUCCCAGCGAUCAGCAGACUCCGUCCGAGGCCAUGAGCAAGAGACAGCUAAACAUGCUGAAACGCAGAAGAAAGGAAGAGCUCAAACGCGACAAUAAGAAGUUUAAAUACGAUCUUACCAGCAUGAGACGAGAGAGCACUACAGUGCCUACUCCAGCCGAGUCAGAAACCAUCAUUAAGGACGAAACUGCAGAGACUAAUUCCAGCGUUCCCGACUACUUCUCGCUUGAACGAAAGGGUGGCGACGACGACGCAAAAGUCGUAUCAGAGUUCAAGGGUGCCCCCAUCGCUGAAAAGUCUGCUUUCCAAACCGAGGUCGAAGAGACUGGCAACGGAUGGCCGUUUGAACGACUCUGCGAGUUCCUGACCGUGGACCUGUUCGAUCCUGCCUGGGAGAUUCGCCAUGGUGCUGCAAUGGGUCUUCGAGAAAUCGUUCGUGUGCACGGUGCUGGAGCUGGUCGUUUACUGAACAGAAACAAAUCCGACAACGAUCGCCUCAACCAGGCAUGGCUCGAUGAUCUCGCUUGCCGCAUUUGCUGUGUCUUCAUGCUCGACAGAUUUGCAGACUACGUCUCGGACAAUGCCAUCGCACCAAUCAGAGAGACUGCUGGCCAAACACUAGGUGCACUCUUGCAAUAUCUCCCAGCAUCUUCCGUGCAUGCUGUCAAUCGUAUCCUAUAUCGAUUGGUAAUGCAAAAGGAUCUCAAGGUCAACAGACGCAUCUGGCAUGCUUGCCACGGUGGUAUGAUCGGUAUGAGAUAUCUCGUGGCAGUAAGAAAUGAUCUGCUGCUUCAAGACAAUCUGUUGAUGGAUGGCGUCCUGGAGUGUGUCAUCAAAGGACUUGGAGACAGCGACGAUGAUGUUAGAGCAGUCAGCGCAGCCACUCUGAUUCCUGUUGCCAAAGAGUUUGUCAACAUGCGUCAUGCUGCACUCAAUCAUCUCAUCAGCGUCGUCUGGGAAUGUCUGUCAAACUUGAGCGACGAUCUCAGCGCUAGUACGGGAUCUGUGAUGGACCUGCUUGCAAAGCUUUGUGGCUUCCCCGAGGUUCUCGAUGCCAUGAAGAAGAAUGCUGCAGAGAACCCUGAGCAAUCAUUUGCAGAGUUGGUGCCUCGCUUGUAUCCCUUCUUGCGUCACACUAUCAGCACAGUCCGUUCCGCCGUCCUUCGCGCUCUCCUCACAUUUGUCAACAUUGAUGGCGAAGAUGCCAAAAGCUGGGUGGACGGUCGUGCUCUGCGUCUUGUCUACCAAAAUCUGCUCGUCGAACGCAACGAGACGGUUCUCAAGCUCUCUCUCCAGGUCUGGUACGCUCUCGUCGAUGUCCUGGCGACCCAUCCAGAGAAGUUCGCCGCAGAAUUCGAGCCGCACGUCGCACCCUUGGUGACACUCACAUUCCAUCCUAUCGGUGUAUCUCGUCACCCCAUUCCAAUGGAUGCAACACUAUUCAUACGUCCUUCGGGUUACAGCUACACCCCACUCAGUACUGCUACACGCAAAUCCUCUCCAGUCAAUGGAUCUUCCGAACCUGCCAGGAAGAGAAGGCGUUCCGACAAGAAGGACAAGGACAUGCCACCUCCAACUUCUUCUUCGGCUCACAACGUUGAUGGGCACAUGAUGCAAGGCGAUGUCGAUCUUGUUGGAGCAGACAUUAUGAUUCGUUCAAGAACUCAUGCAGCUCAGGCUCUUGCGAAGGCCUGUCAGGUCUGGCCAGCAGCAACAAGACGCGACACUUUCUCCUCAAAGAUUCUUCCCAGUCUCAAGUCCGGUUUCUCGACCACACAACUCUUCGCCGCGAUCUUCAUCGAGGAAUACGCCAAGCUAUUGCCUACCAAGGAUGACCUUACCUCAUUAUUUGCAGAGAACCUUCGUCCUCUUGUGGAAGAAGACAGACCCAGCUGGUAUAGCGACCUCACCAGCUAUCUACAAAUCGUGCGUGCACAGUGCCAAAGUCUUCUCAACACUUUCCGCGAAAAGGCCCAUGUUCCACCCAGCAAACUUCCCAUAAUCGCUGUCGUGGUUCAAGGGGAGCCAGAGGCCGGCAAGAACGCCUUCUCGCUCGCCGAUGGAGAGCGCAUCGCCGUCCAAGAUUACGAGAGACUACGCAAGACUCUCUCACCUGCUCAAAGAGUCACCGCAACCGAAAUGUUAUCAAGCGCAAAGGCAGAUGUCGACUCCGUUAUUGCCGAAGCAACUCUAGUCAAGAAGCAACGCGACGUUCGCAUCAAGUCUGCUGCGGCCGCCGCUAUUGUGGCACUCAAAGAAAUUCCCAAGAAGCCUCAGGCUACUAUCAAGGGUCUCAUGGACAGUGUCAAGGACGAAGAGAACUUCGAGCUCCAAAAACGCUCUGCAGCUGCAAUUGCUAGACUGGUCGAUCAGUUGGUAGCCAGUGGCCGUAUGAAGGUUGUCGACAAAAUCGUUGGCAACUUGGUCAAGUUCUGUUGCAUGGAAACUGGCGAGACUCCUGAAUUCCACCCCAACGCAGACAGAGAAUCUGGAAUCCUCUCGCUGCAAAAGGACGAAGAUAUCCAGGACCGUCCGGAUGCUGCCAAGUACGAGAGGGAGGUUCGCCAAGCUCGCAUCACAAGACGCGGUACAAAGGAUGCUCUGGAGCAACUCUGUCACCGAUUUGGCAGCGACCUCUUUGAGAAGGUCCCUAUGCUUCGCACCCUUAUCGAGAACCCCAUUCGGCACUGCUUCUCUGGAGAUUUGCCUGACAACAUCACCGAUCCUGAACAAAAUCUCGGUCAAGAAGUCGUGGAUGCCAUGUCAACCCUUCGCGCGUUGGUGGCAUCAUUCCACUCGGACCUGCAUUCCUUCGUUCUCGAUCUCAUGAACUUCGUUGCUAGAGCUCUUCAGACGAGACUUGCCGUCCUUCGAUACACCGCUGCCAAGUGUUUUGCAAGCAUAUGCAGUGUGAUCACUGUCAAGGGUUUCACUAUGCUGGUCGAACGAGUUCUGCCACCAAUCAGCAAUCCGACUGACGUUCAUUGCAGGCAGGGCGCGAUUGAAUGCAUCUACCAUCUCAUUCAAGUCAUGGAGGAUCGUAUUCUACCCUAUGUCAUAUUCCUCCUGGUCCCUGUACUCGGACGUAUGAGUGAUUCAGACAAUGGCGUACGCUUGAUCGCAACUACUGCUUUCGCCACGCUGGUCAAGCUGGUACCCCUUGAGGCUGGCAUCCCAGACCCACCAGGCCUCUCUGAAGAGCUACUCAAGGGACGUGAAAAGGAGCGCAAGUUCAUUGCGCAGAUGCUUGACCCCAAGAAGGUCGAGUCCUUCGAUAUUCCCGUCGCAAUCAAGGCCGACCUCCGCUCAUACCAACAGGAUGGUGUCAAUUGGUUGGCUUUCCUCAACCGUUACCAUCUCCAUGGUGUUCUCUGCGAUGACAUGGGUCUCGGCAAGACAUUGCAAACAAUCUGCAUUGUCGCCAGUGAUCAUCACAUGCGUGCAGAAGAAUACGCCAAAACCCAAGCACCUGAUCAACGUAAGAUGCCCUCAUUGAUUGUCUGUCCUCCAACUCUGUCCGGACAUUGGCAGCAGGAGAUUCGCACAUACGCGCCCUUCUUGAACGCCGUGGCUUAUGUCGGCCCACCUUCUGAGAGAAACAAGCAUCGUGCGAAGCUCACCGAGGCUGACAUCGUCAUCACCUCGUAUGAUAUUUGCAGAAACGACGUUGAAGUCUUUGCGCCUCACACGUGGAACUACUGUGUGUUGGAUGAGGGCCACUUGAUCAAGAACCCUAAAGCCAAGGUCACACAGGCUGUCAAGCGUAUUGCGAGCAACCACCGUCUCAUCCUCUCGGGUACACCCAUCCAGAACAACGUACUCGAGCUUUGGUCGUUGUUCGAUUUCCUGAUGCCCGGCUUCCUUGGUACAGAAAAGAUGUUCCAAGAUCGAUUCGCAAAGCCAAUUGCUGCUUCGCGUUUCAGCAAAUCGUCCUCAAAGGAGCAAGAAGCUGGUGCACUAGCCAUCGAAGCUUUGCACAAACAAGUCCUACCGUUCUUGUUGCGUCGUCUUAAGGAAGAAGUACUAGACGACUUGCCACCCAAGAUCCUGCAAAACUACUACUGUGAUCUGAGCGACUUGCAGAAGAAGCUCUUUGAGGAUUUCACUCGCAAAGAGUCAAAAACAAUUGCCGAAAAGGCUGGUUCUGCUGACAAGGAGGCCAAGCAACACAUUUUCCAAGCUCUGCAGUACAUGCGUAAGCUCUGCAAUUCACCGGCCUUGGUCAUGAAGGAGAGCCACAAGCAGUAUGCCACAAUUCAAGCGCAAUUGGCACGCCAAAACUCGAGCUUGACUGAUCCAGUUCAUGCUCCUAAGCUCACAGCCCUCAGAGAUCUUCUUGUCGACUGUGGUAUUGGUGUUGAUGCUGCACCAGCGGGUGAGGUGCCUUCUGCUGAUCAAGCCGUCUCCCAGCACAGAGCUCUCAUCUUCUGUCAAAUGAAGGAGAUGCUCGACAUGGUUGAAUCGACCGUCUUCAAGCGCAUGCUACCAUCAAUCACGUUCUCUCGACUUGAUGGAAGUGUCGAGGCAUCCAAGCGUCAAGAUAUCGUUAACCGCUUCAACUCCGAUCCAUCUAUUGAUUGUCUGCUCCUUACCACCAGUGUUGGUGGACUCGGUCUCAACUUGACUGGAGCAGACACUGUCAUCUUUGUCGAACACGACUGGAAUCCCCAAAAGGAUCUUCAGGCUAUGGAUCGCGCGCAUCGUAUUGGUCAAAAGAAGGUCGUGAACGUGUAUCGCCUGAUUACUCGUGGUACUCUAGAAGAGAAGAUUCUCAGCCUGCAGAGGUUCAAGAUUGAUGUCGCUAGCACUGUCGUGAAUCAGCAAAACGCUGGACUCGGAAGCAUGCAGACAGAUCAGAUUCUGGAUCUCUUCAAUAUGGGUGACACUGAAGGUGCGCCAUCGCUCGAAGAUAAGCCCAAGGAUCCCAACUCAAUUGAUGAGGCGGACGCUGUGGACGCCGAGGGUAAUGUCCGUGAGAAGGGCAAGAAGGGCAUCCUUGAUGAGCUCUCUGAGCUCUGGGAUGAAAAGCAGUACGAAGAAGAGUUCAACUUGGAUGGAUUCCUGUCGACCAUGAAGGCAUGA
Messenger RNA from Aureobasidium namibiae CBS 147.97, 5685 nucleotides. Its product is annotated as SNF2 family DNA-dependent ATPase domain-containing protein. Bases 1 to 5685 code for a protein of 1894 amino acids. Gene Ontology annotation, molecular function: ATP binding; DNA binding; TBP-class protein binding. Lineage: Eukaryota; Fungi; Ascomycota; Dothideomycetes; Dothideales; Saccotheciaceae. The transcript has 3 exons. The record is from RefSeq and is a predicted model, not a curated record.